Messenger RNA from Vicugna pacos (alpaca), 1433 nucleotides. RefSeq names its product C-type lectin domain containing 11A (gene CLEC11A). Gene Ontology annotation, biological process: ossification. Lineage: Eukaryota; Metazoa; Chordata; Mammalia; Artiodactyla; Camelidae. Gene Ontology annotation, molecular function: growth factor activity. The record is from RefSeq and is a predicted model, not a curated record.
UCCGGCCACAGAGGCAGGGCCUCGGGGGAGCCAAGAGAGGCGGGGAGAGACACACUCAGAAGAGCAGAGACCAACAGACCGAGACAGAAGUUGGGAGGAAAGGGACCAGAGAGAAGCUGGGAGAAGCAGGGAACAGGGGCCUAGUGAUCUACACACACUUCAGUCCCCAGAGACACCCUCUCCUCAGAGACAUCCUUCUGCAGCUUUGGGUGCUCCGAGCCCAGUCUGAUGCAGGCAGCCUGGCUCCUUGGGGCCCUGGUGGUACCCCAGCUCUUGGGCUUCAGUCAUGGGGCUCGAGGAGCCGAAAGGGAGUGGGAGGGGGGCUGGGGUGGCGCCCAGGAGGAGGAGCGGGAGAGGGAGGCCCUGAUGCUGAAGCAUUUACAGGAAGCCCUGGGACUGCCUGCUGGGAGGAGGGACAAAAAUCCCGAGGGAAUCCCUGAAGGCAAAGGGGCUGGGGCGACAGAGAAGGACGGUCAGGGGGAGGAAGGCGAGGAGGAAGCAGUAACAACUCCCUACUCCAGCCCCAGCCCCUCUCCCACCCCUGAGGACACCGUCACUUAUAUCCUGGGCCGCCUGGCCGGCCUGGACGCAGGCUUGCACCAGGUGCACGUCCGUCUGCACGCGUUGGACACCCGCGUGGCCGAGCUGACUCGGGGGCUGCGGCAGCUGCGGGAGGUGGCGAGCGACACCCGCGACGCCGUGCAAGCCCUGCAGGAGGCGCAGAGCCGCGCCGAGCGCGAGCAUGGCCGCUUAGAGGGCUGCCUGAAGGGGGUGCGACUCGGCCACAAGUGCUUCCUGCUCUCGCGUGACUUCGAGGCUCAGGCGGCGGCGCAGGCGCGGUGCGUGGCGCGGGGCGGGAGCCUGGCGCAGCCCGCAGACCGCCAGCAGAUGGAAACUCUUACCCGGUACCUGCGCGCGGCGCUCGCACCCUACAACUGGCCUGUGUGGUUGGGUGUGUACGACCGACGCGCCGAGGGCCUCUACCUCUUUGAGAACGGCCAGCGUGUGUCCUUCUUCGCCUGGCACCGUGCACCCAGCCCCGAGCCCGGUGCAGGUCCCAGCGCCGCGCCGCACCCGCUCAGCCCCAACCAGCCCAACGGCGGCGCGCUCGAGAACUGCGUAGCGCAGGCCUCGGACGACGGCUCCUGGUGGGACCACGAAUGCGAGCGGCGCCUCUACUACGUCUGCGAGUUCCCCUUUUAGCGGGGCCGGUCCGCCGCCUCUCCAUUCCAUCCCACCACCUGCCCUUUGACUGGGCCGUGCACCCUGCGAGGACGCCCUUCCCUCUCUGCCCGCGGAUGGAAAUGUCUUCCCCUUGGCUGGCCGAUUCCUGGGGGGCUCCUGCGGGGUCAGGAUCCCUUCCUUGCCAACCUUUUCUGGAAGCGGUGGGCACCAGAAGAGGUCUGGCGCCAAUAAAGCCUUGUGCAAUCUGA